AUGUCGAAGCGACCAGGCCCUUCUGACACGGGCUCGCCGGAGCAUUUGCCACCCACAUCCUCGCGUCCUACCAAACGCGUGCGAGGCCCAUCAAUCAACUUGCCUACCUCAGACACGUUCGAUGGCCAGGUGAUCGACGUCAGCGCGACUGACUACCCUGUCGCCGGCACUCACCAUAGCGCUACAGCCAAUGGCACGAGUAGCUAUCCCACUUCCCUGGACCACCACCCUCAGCCAGAGCAGCCCCACAAUCGUAUCGCCCACAUCAACCGUGCCUCUACACUGUCCAGUGCUGGUGUCAACCAUGUGAAUGCCCACAUCUUGAUCAACGGUGCUCACAACAGCUCUCAGCAAGGCAGCCCUUUCGCAUCUCCUGUCUCUACUCCUGCUCCUGCUCCUGCUUCUGCUUCGCACAUCACAGGCAGCGAUGACUUUGCAUCUCCUGCUUCUACUGCUGCUCCUCACAAUACAGCCAAUCAGGACUUCGAAUCACUCGAGGACAACCAGCGAUAUCAAGCUCUGAGGCAAAUCCAGCGUAACCAUGCUACGCUGAACCAUCGGUUCGCCUACCAGUAUAACUUGGACUUGUCUGGAAGUCAGUAUGGUUAUUCAUCACCGCAACCUGGUCCAUACACGCCGACCAACACGACAUAUCAAGCUCACCUCCCAGCUUCGAUGCCGCCUCACGGGUCUUUCCGACCUCGGAUGCCACAUCUAGAUCUGCCACAAAUUCCCUCGCAGGCUUGCAGCGGCUCGAACGUGCAGCAGUAUGCUCAGAUGCCGCAUCAAGGUUCUUUCCAGGCUCCUGCCCAAGCAUCUGGCUCCUCCAGUGUACAUCAUCAAGUGCCGAGUUAUGGCUACAUGAACAACACCACCAACCUGCCCACAUUAGCUCCAGCCUACGCGUCAACGGCGGCAGUGACGGCAGGCGGCAUUGGAAGAAGCCCUGUGUCUGCUCCACCGACUUAUCAGAUGCCGUGGGCCAACCUAAAUGCUGUCACGACAACGGCUGUAGUACGUGCUGGCGCCACUCCAACAAAGCCAUUCACCUACAGGCAGAACAUCAAGGUUGCGCACACUUGUGAGCCUUCUGGUACGCCACUACUCACGAAGUACAAGAUGGGACAUUACACGUACACUCAGUCUACUGGCAACAGCGAGCCGCAGGAGGAAGUCACCAUUCCUGCUGCUGGAGGCAGAGUUGAGCAGUGGUGGCGCUGCAAUAUUGCACGCUGCAAGCAUUGUGCAUCGACAGCAACGGGUACAGAUCUUACGGCGUCCAUUGCCAAGUCGCACAACCUUGUCGGUGUGGCUGUGAAGAAGAGCUAUGCGGAUAAGGCGGCUUCGGCAGCGCUGCCAACUGCGGUGCAGAGUGCGAUCACUUCAACUCGUGGCUUGGUGCCGCAACAGUCUGCCCGGAGUUCGUUAUCAUCCUUCCUUGACCCGCAGCGGAUGGCUUCGGCGCCGACCAUCAGCCUUCAACAGAAUCAGUACGGCUCGAGAAGCGGUGCUCCGCCGACGCAACAGGCUCCCGCUCGUCACAACACCCUUCAGAUGGCAAUGCAGGGCUCUUCGACCACAAGUUUGCCAUGUGAUACGACCGGCACUAUCUUUACAUCAUCUCGCAACAACUUCCGCAUCCCACCAUCAAGUCAAUACCCUGCCUCGCAACCUAGCAACAGCAUGCCGCCACCUCAGGGUCCCGCAUUGCCUCUCUCUGCUGUGGCUGGUCCAGUCGAUGGCGCUCUGACUCGUGUCCGUGGCCCCGAGUCCGCUCACGACGACUCUGCUCCCGCUACGCCUCAUGAUUCACCUUUCGAGUCCACCGAGAUAAGUGUGGAGCCAGAACAGGAGCAGCAGCAGCCGCACGAACAGCUUCGUACUCACCGCUCGGAUCCUAUGCUACCUACUAUGGGCGACGAUGUAGAUGCGCGGUUGGCGCGCGCUUUUCAGGCCUAUAACCAACAGCAGCGCAGGAACUCUACCGCUCCGCCAGCGAUGACCAUCCUAAGCUAG
This is a messenger RNA of Recurvomyces mirabilis, 2016 nucleotides long. RefSeq lists its product as uncharacterized. The coding region runs from base 1 to 2016 and encodes 671 amino acids. The transcript has 2 exons. Lineage: Eukaryota; Fungi; Ascomycota; Dothideomycetes; Mycosphaerellales; Teratosphaeriaceae. The record is from RefSeq and is a predicted model, not a curated record.